AUGGAGAAGAUCUUCGGUAACAAGGUUAUCCGCACUCCAAAGAAAACGCCACCUGAGCCCGGGUCUAGGGAUAGCUUCACGGAUGAGCCGCCAAAGCCAGUGGGACCAUCCUUUGCGCAUUCUCUCUACGAGAGAUCUCUUGCCGCCGACUGGGUUCCAACACGACAAUAUGCUGAAGAGUCAUCACAAGAGAGUUUUGAUUCAACUCUCGACUAUGAUCCAGCCGAGGAAUGUGCUCCAGUGAACGUAUCUCCCAUGAAGCAUUGCCACACACAUUCAAUCACUGCCGAUGAUGUUCAAGUAUGCUGUCAAAUGUAUUUCCACGAUAUCACUUGA
This is a messenger RNA of Caenorhabditis briggsae, 336 nucleotides long. Lineage: Eukaryota; Metazoa; Nematoda; Chromadorea; Rhabditida; Rhabditidae. The record is from RefSeq and is a predicted model, not a curated record. The coding region runs from base 1 to 336 and encodes 111 amino acids. The transcript has 2 exons.